This is a messenger RNA of Closterium sp. Naga37s-1, 939 nucleotides long. The record is from the annotation of a GenBank genome assembly. Lineage: Eukaryota; Viridiplantae; Streptophyta; Zygnematophyceae; Desmidiales; Closteriaceae.
AUGGAGCGGCCACGAUGCUUAAAAUGGUCGUUCUUGCGCAUCGCGGUCUCGUCGAUGGUGCUCGCAUUCGUCGCAACCGUCGCGAGAGCUGCCAACGUGACUAUAACGCACCUGCGCCUCGACACGACGCACGACUCGCCCUACUCGCCUUGGGACCCCUCCGUCUACUUCCAGUGUGACGGGGAGAUGAAGCACGUGCUGCAGGGGGUGGUGCAGGCUAAUGUCACUUACAAUUUCACUGGCCAGGAGGAAUUCCAGGUGGGUUUCAGCAGGUGGGUUUCAGCACAGCCUUUGGUCGAGCUCGCCUCUGCAGAGUGCAAGACCUGUGGCUUGUACGAAGCUGAUACAUUCAAAGUGGACGAUACGUUUGACAAGUUCCAGCUGUGCGCGGAUGACUUCAGGGGCAGCAAGGAGGGGCAUGUGACGCGGUGGGUGGAUGGGGAGUUCAAGGUGGCGUUCAGUUGCCCCGACUGCCUCAACAGCCACGACCACUCGCCUGUGGAAGCUCUCUUACAAGGCGACUCCUGGUAUCCCCUGCUCCCGUUCCUCAUCUUCCUCGCAGCGGCGGCAGCCAUCAGCUGCAUCGCUGCCCUCCUCUCCUGCUGCAUAGAGCGCCGCAUCUGGCCCUUCCACCACAAGAAUCCCACCCAACCGCUCAGCACCUUGGAGAAACAACAGCUUGCAGAAGCCACUGCAUUCAUCGGAAGCAGCGACGAGGAAGAGGAGGAUGAGGAGAGGGAGAGGGGGGAGAGUGGGAGAGGGAGGGGUUCUGAAAUAGGGAUUGAAAUGGGGGAUUUGGGGAGUAGUGGGGUGUCGGAUGGUGAAGGGGAAGAAUCGGGGGGUGGAGGUGUGGGUGGGAGUGGGAGGAAGGCUCAAGGGGAUUGCUUGCACGGCCGCCCCUACUCUGUUCCGAGGGAAGAUGAGAGGGUGGACGUUUGA